GCCGCCAAGUUUGUGGCAAACGUCAUCGCUGUGACCUUGGCGAAAUACGUCAUGCGCGACUGGGUGCGGAGGAACUUCGUGGAUCGGUCAGAGCUUCUCCAACUUGUAUCUGAAGCAGCAAAGGACGAGCCCUUCAAGAUGGCAUUCUUAGUGAGGGGCUCUUAUGCCCCGCUGAGUGUGAAGAAUUAUGGACUGGGUGUGCUGGACAUCGGCUACCUCCCAAUCAUGGUGACUUCAUGCAUCUUCUCGCCUUUCUACGCCAUACAGAACAUCUACAUGGGCAGUGCCUGCAAAAAUCUGCAG
Molecule: messenger RNA, 303 nt
Organism: Symbiodinium pilosum
Lineage: Eukaryota; Dinophyceae; Suessiales; Symbiodiniaceae
Source: the annotation of a GenBank genome assembly